AUGGCAUUUUCUGAUGAAAAGAAGAACAAGCGUUCAUGGCCAAAGUUGGUUGUCAGGAAAUGGCUGAAUAUAAAGUCUGAUCCAAAAGAGUUUUUCGCUGAUGAAACUAGUAAUGAUAAUCUGUUAACCAAACCUACAUAUGAAAAACUGGCAAGACAGGAGCCAUAUAUGUCCCAGCAUACUAACGUGCAAGAUCUAAGGGUAUUUGUGGGAACAUGGAAUGUAGGAGGUGAAUCACCCCACACUCACAGUGGCCUCAAUUUGGAUGAAUGGGUACAGCCAGCAUCAGCUCCUGCAGACAUCUACGUUUUUGGGUUUCAGGAAAUCGUCCCUCUGAAUGCAGCAAACAUUUUCGGUGUAGAGGACAAUGGCCCUGCUGCAAAAUGGUUGGCCCUUAUUCGCCAAACAUUAAACAAAAACACAAAUGAAAGAAGCAGGAAUGGGCCAACAGCUUCAGAGGAUCAACUUUACAGUUUUGAUUCUGAUUUUGAAGACUCUCGAGCUCCAUUUGGGUCAAUGAAUUACAACUUCAAUUCAAGUGGGCCAAAUUACUGUUUGGCAGCCAGCAAACAGAUGGUUGGUAUUUUUCUGUGUGUGUGGGUGAAAAGUGAUCUGAGACAGCAUGUCAGAGAUUUAAAAGUCUCUUGCGUUGGUUGUGGCCUAAUGGGUUACCUUGGUAACAAGGGUUCUGUUUCGAUCAGCAUGUUAUUCAAUCAGACAAGCUUCUGCUUUGUUUGUACUCAUUUGACAUCAGGAGAGAAAGAAGGUGAUGAAAUACGGAGAAAUUCUGAUGUGAGGGAGAUCAUAAAGAAGACCCACUUUCCCCAAACAGACAAUAUUUUCUCAGAGAAUCGAGUUAUUUGGCUUGGAGAUUUGAAUUAUCGCCUUGCACUUCACUAUGCUGCCAGCAAAGAACUCAUGAUAAAAAAUAGCUGGGAAACUCUGUUGGAGAAAGAUCAGCUUCAAAACCAGAAAAAAGCAGGACAUAUAUUUGAAGGAUGGAAUGAAGGGAAAAUAUGUUUUCCUCCUACUUACAAGUACUGCAGAAACUCAGAGCAAUAUGCUGGACAAAAUCUGAAGUACUCAAAGGCAAAGCGACGCACACCAGCAUGGUGUGAUCGUAUACUUUGGUAUGGUAAAGGUUUAAAACAACCCUUUUAUGUUCGUGGCGAGUCAAAAUUUUCUGACCAUCGACCUGUAUAUUCAAUUUUUAUUGCGGAUGUAAACAGCAGAAAAGGAAGAGCUCUUGCCCAAAACUAA
Molecule: messenger RNA, 1260 nt
Organism: Cryptomeria japonica (Japanese cedar)
Lineage: Eukaryota; Viridiplantae; Streptophyta; Pinopsida; Cupressales; Cupressaceae
Product: type I inositol polyphosphate 5-phosphatase 8-like
Exons: 10
Coding region: 1-1260 (419 amino acids)
Biological process (GO): phosphatidylinositol dephosphorylation
Molecular function (GO): inositol-polyphosphate 5-phosphatase activity; phosphatidylinositol-3,4,5-trisphosphate 5-phosphatase activity; phosphatidylinositol-4,5-bisphosphate 5-phosphatase activity
Source: RefSeq, a predicted model, not a curated record